Messenger RNA from Antechinus flavipes (yellow-footed antechinus), 1770 nucleotides. Its product is annotated as tumor necrosis factor receptor superfamily member 14-like. The coding region runs from base 76 to 426 and encodes 116 amino acids. NCBI's taxonomy places the organism in Eukaryota, Metazoa, Chordata, Mammalia, Dasyuromorphia, Dasyuridae. Gene Ontology annotation, cellular component: external side of plasma membrane. Gene Ontology annotation, biological process: positive regulation of cytokine production involved in immune response; defense response to Gram-negative bacterium; positive regulation of T cell migration. The transcript has 3 exons. The record is from RefSeq and is a predicted model, not a curated record. Gene Ontology annotation, molecular function: protein binding.
UUGGUGACCAGAAGGGAAUGUUCAUCUACCUCCAACACGGUGUGUGGCUGUUCUCCAGGUUAUUUUUGCACUGAUAUGAAAGAUGAUGACUGUAAGCAGUGUGUGCCUCAUCAAGUUUGCAGCCCUGGACAAUAUGUGAAGUCUAAAGGAACAGAGAGAAACAACACCAUCUGUGAAAAGUGCCAGGCAGGGACAUUUUCCACGAAUGGGACCCUGGACCGAUGUUUGACAUGGACCAAUUGUACUGCCCAGGGUCUGUAUGAAGAAAGGCCAGGCACCACCAUCACUGAUGCAUGGUGCUCACAGGACAGUCACCAUCAAAACAUAUACAUCAUCAUCAUCAUCAUCAUCAUCAUCAUCAUCAUCAUCAUCAUCAUCUUCCUCAUACACAUCUACAUUUGGUGCAGAAACUAUUGUUUAAAAUGAGGUAAGCAGUAAUAUAAAGAGGGUAGAGCAGUGGGGACUUUGCCCCAGGGCAAUGAAUUUAGAGGCUCUGACCAGAAUAGGAACUCUUUACCAUUGUAGCAACCACAGAUCUCAAUACCUAAAUCAAACAUUCAUUCAGUGUUAUCUAGGGAAAUUGUAGAGAAUUGUAGAUAGUCCAGAUUUAUCCAGAUUUUGACUCCCAGCAACAGAAUCCAGGAAUAUUCUAAACUGCAGCUGUUACAGCUGACCAUCUUAUGCUCACUAUCUAUGUAAAUGGCAUACCAUUGAAAGGGCAGGUAGACACAGGUACAGAUCACACAGUCAUUAGAGGUGCCAAUUGGCCCAGUCACUGGUCAAAGAUUAUGGGACACCUAUAUAUCUGGCAUAGGAGAAUCAAUAGCAGUUGAAGUUAGUCUAUCCCUUUAAAAUGGAUAUUUGAAGGUGAAAACCACCAAGUCCCAGAGAACAUGCUAUACCUACUUGGUCCAUACCAAACAUCAGUCCAGGGUCCCAUUCAUGGAAAAUGUCCCUACCUGGCACUUUUCACAGAUGGUGUUGUUUCUCUCUGUGCCUGAAAAAGAAGAAGGCAUGGGAUAUGUGAUGCUCAGCAUAGUAAUAAGAACAAAAUGUUAGAACAGCCUCCCUGGAUUGGUUAAUCCUUUCCCUGGAAGCUCUUUGUCAGAACAAAGAGUAUUGAGAACAAUUCCAUGAAACACUCCCCCCCAACCUGUGGAAAAAAUUAUUAUUUUUUAAAAAUAUAUUUUGUUUUUGUAUCACCUACAUUACCCACCAUUUCUUUGGUUUAACAACCAACUCUUUAGAGAAAAAAAAAAAGAAAGAAAAGAAAAGAAAAAAAGAAAAUGGCACAUUAUAUUUAACCAACAUUCUAAAAAUUUCCCCAUCACUUUCUCAAAACUAAGCAACUAACAAAAUAAUAAAUUAAGCUCUGAUUUAUCCUGUUACAUUAUUUCUGAAGUGCUAAAUGCUCACAUUAAAAAUUUAACAAUCAGCUCUUAGGUGAAGAGUUCUGACUGAUUCCAUCGUGCCUCUGACAACUUAUCUUACCCAAUGAGUCAUCUUUUGUAAUAUAAAAUCUUUAAAAAGAAAAAAAAAAGUUCCGCAAACAAAGCAGCAAAUCAAAAAAUUGUAACAUUAUUUGUUGUGUUCCAUACCCAUAACCUCCCACUUCUUCACAGAAGCUAGAGAUAAAAAUGAAGUAGAGUAUUGAAUCUCUCAGUGGAUAGAGAACUGGUCUUGGAGUCGAGAAAAUUUUAAUUCAAUUCUGGGCAAAUCACUUAACCUCUGCUUACCUGUUUCUGCUACUAUAAAAGGGGAAUAAUGAUA